This is a messenger RNA of Panicum hallii, 1257 nucleotides long. RefSeq lists its product as uncharacterized. Bases 249 to 1088 code for a protein of 279 amino acids. The record is from RefSeq and is a predicted model, not a curated record. Gene Ontology annotation, cellular component: endoplasmic reticulum. The transcript has 4 exons. Lineage: Eukaryota; Viridiplantae; Streptophyta; Magnoliopsida; Poales; Poaceae.
AAACACGGCAACCAAAAAAGAAAGGAAAAAAGAAAAAAGAACAGCGAACAAAAAACACGACGCGGCACAGAGCACCGCACCACCGGCCCGCUCCUGUCUCCCGGCGUCGUCGUCGCGUCCGCCACCCCAUGAGGCCGCCCCCGAGACAUGCCUCGUAGCCCCGGCGUCAGCAGCAGCAGCAGGAGCCGCCGCCCCCUCCUCCGCGCCGUGCCCGCGCCGCCCGCCUCCCCCGCCCCGGCGCCGCGGCCAUGGCCAUGCCGUUCGCGCGGCGCGACAUCGAGGCGGCGGGCGCCGGCGCCGGCGCCGGCAGCGACGACUCGCCGGCCGCGAAGAAGGGCAAGCCGGAGCUCCCCGGGGCGCGCCCCGCGCUGACGCGGUCCGAGGCGUUCGCGUUCGCGGCCGUGCUCGCGCUCUUCACCGCGGGGAUCUUCUGCGUCUUCCUCACCGCGCCACGGCGCGAGUUCGGGCAGAUCCUCCGCCUCCCGCGCAGCCUCGCGGACGUCCGCCUCCUCAAAGACAACCUAGCUGUUUAUGCUAGAGAUUAUCAAGCAAACUUUAUAUUGGGGUAUUGCUCCAUAUACAUAUUCAUGCAGACAUUCAUGAUCCCUGGAACAAUAUUCAUGUCUUUACUUGCUGGGGCCCUUUUUGGAGUGAUCAAAGGUGGCAUUUUGGUCGUCUUCACUGCCACAGCUGGUGCAUCAUCUUGCUAUUUUGUCUCCAAGUUGAUUGGUAGACCCUUGGUUAGUUGGUUGUGGCCUGAAAAAUUGAGAUAUUUUCAGUCAGAGAUUGCUAAGAGGAAAGAAAAGCUGUUGAACUAUAUGCUUUUUCUGAGAAUAACACCAACUUUACCCAACACAUUCAUAAAUAUGGCGUCACCAAUUGUUGACAUACCUUUCCACAUUUUCUUUGCUGCAACACUAGUGGGCCUCAUUCCAGCAUCUUAUAUUACUGUAAAGGCUGGUAGAGCCCUAGGCGAUCUGAAAUCAGUUAGAGAGUUGUAUGACUUCAAGACAUUGGUAGUUCUAUUCCUUAUUGGAUCAGUUGCUGUCGCUCCAACAAUCCUGAAAAGGAAGAGAACAUACGAGUGAUGCUCCGGAGCAUCUAAAUACUUUCUUCAGACGCUCUAAAAUGUAUUAGCAUUUUUCACCUUUCUUUUUUAUUUUUGAUAUUGUAUACCAGUUCCAUUCUAGCUGUAGAGAUGUAACAUUGAAUGCUUUCUAAUACGAGAUGACCCCAUCACUUUGUCUGCCGGUCCCA